Molecule: messenger RNA, 2411 nt
Organism: Asterias rubens (European starfish)
Lineage: Eukaryota; Metazoa; Echinodermata; Asteroidea; Forcipulatida; Asteriidae
Exons: 5
Coding region: 11-1084 (357 amino acids)
Source: RefSeq, a predicted model, not a curated record
UACUAUCAAAAUGCCCAAAUCGUGUGUUGUAGGCGGGUGCACAUGUAAUAUACUGAAAAAUCCCGAAGUAUUUUGGUUGUUGUUUCCCAAAGAUAGUGCAACACAGCGAGCAUGGGUUCGUUUCCUCAACAAUACACGUUCCGACUUCACACUUGGUAGUUCAUCUUUUGUCUGCUCAGCACACUUCACCGAUGAUUGUAUUGAUGAAACACUUAAGAUGAAGCGAAGUCUGUGCUUGCCAUUUCGGUUCAGACUUGAAGUUGGGUCUGUCCCAAGCAUCAAAGCACCAACAGUAUCGGUCAUGCAUCAACGUCCGACACCGAGUACUUCAACGGGAAUUCCUUUGACGUCCGCCGACGUGCAGACGCAGUCGGAUGAGCCCGGCCCCAGCACACGCACCGCAGAUUCGGUAGCCGAGCGCUCUGGGGGAGCAUACCUCAAAAGGGAAAGAGCAAGGCUACUUCAUCAAGUGGAAGAAGAGUAUGAUCAACGACUUGCGGAAGACAUGACGGUAGCCGUAGAAAGCAUUGAUCCAGACAUGGAAGUAGUCGAUGACACAGAUCCUGCAGAAAAAGAAACACCAAGUCUGCUGCUAAUGCACCCAAAUAUCAUACUCCAACUGAAUGUUGUCCAAGAAGUGUACUUUCCUCCUAUAUCGUCCACAAGAAAGACAGUUUUCCAUCGAUCAAAGCAUACGCAGACCAAUCCCAAACUGUUUCCUGUACAACAUAAAGGUGUUCAGACUCUUCGACGAAAAGAGUAUUCAAGAGGAACUCAGUGUGAGCUUGUCAAAGCACCGCAGUUGAAGCUUUUCACUGAGAAUGAGAGCCGUGAACCACCUGCACCAGCUCCAGUACAGGAGGAGCCUGAUUCAUACAGCGAGGAGGAAGAGAGGAAUUCAAGCUCUAGCAGCUACCAAAUGUCAAGUAUUCCAAGCUCCGAUACAGACACCAGACCCUGUGCAUGCUCCCACAGACACGAUAGCCCUUCCACUAUACCAGACUGUCAACCAUCUCACCAGUGUUUCACGCCAAAGACAAAGACAACCAAACUCUCCUUCUCAUUGAGUUCGACCAAGCUAUGAAGGAUGUCACACUUCCGCAUGAUGGGAGGAUCAGAUUGGAUAUUUCUGAUGAGCAAAUUGUGUUCAUGAUUCAUCAGUUUGGAUCCCCCCUCCACCGUGAAAAGGUGACAAUAGCCGACUUAAUGUCCAGAAGUUUGCUGCCAUCAUCAUCCAAAGACUUUAAUUCAUUUGCACCGAGUCAAUUUGUGUGUGUGUUCACACCUGAAAUCAAGGGGUUCGUAAAUAUGAACACAUCAGGGUAUUUUGUUCCUGGAACAAAAUAAGAUUCAUGAUUUCAUACUGAAAAUACCAUAUCAUAUUCAAUAUAUUCAGUUUGGUUGUAAAUGGUAGAGGAACUCUUUGUACUGUUUGGACCAUAUGGGAGAUUUUAAGAGCUUCUUAUGAAGGAGGUAAAAAUAGGGUCAUGCUUUGAAUAAAAUUUCAAAUGUGUCAUAAUCCGUUUACAAAACCUAUGGGAAUAGGGCCAAUGAGAAUCAUAAUUAGACAAACGAAAAACAAAUCAUGACGAAAUAAAUAGCCAUUUUGUUUUGGCUAAAGGCAACCAGGCCAAACCCCUAUGAGUAUUUAAACAUUAAAAGUGCCAUAAAACAAGAUCAAUGCGCUUCACAGCGAUUCUAGAACAUAAGACAGAAGCUAGACAGAAAUAGAAAAACAGGAAGGUUUUGAAAAGUUUGUUAUGUCUCUGAUGUGUACAGGAAGUUUGUUUCAAUCCCUGGAGCCAGCUACGGAAAAAAAAUUGUCAACUGGACUACGAGAUUUGAUGUUAACAUGUAUAUGUAAUAAAAGUAUGUCCGACCAGCCUAACCCCUUGGUUUAUCAAGUCAGCCGAGUUGAACCAUCUUUAAGCAUGAUUGAAUUUAUUGUCAGCCGAGUCAAACGAUUUUUAGGCACAUUGACUUUAUUGGCAGCCAAGUUGAACGAUCUAAAAGCUCAAUUGAGUUUAUUGUCAGCCGAGUCAAACGAUUUUUAAGCACAUUGAGUUUAUUGGCAGCCGAGUUGAACAAUUUUUAAGCACAUUAAGUUUAUUUGCAGCCGAGUCAAAUGAUUUUUAAGCACAGUUGAGCUCCUUGGCUUUGUUAGCGUGAAGUUCCUAAAAUAACAUAUACAAAAAGUCAUCAACCUUUCUGGAACCUUUGAUGAGAGUUUUUGUUCACAGAGAACAAAAUCAUGCACUAACACAUUAAAAGUUUUGAUGGGAGAGACAAUAGGGAUCACAUGAUUGAGAAUCAUUAAGCAGUAAAUUAAUGAUUAAAUAAGUCAGAAUCCUCUAUUGUAUUCUCCUAUUGAAGGGCAAGUGCCCAAAAUACAAUUUUUCUUGAAUUGCAUA